GCGGCUGAGGCGGCGGCACCUCUCCCCUUCGCCGUCCCCACUGGGGACCGAGUGCUGCCCCAGUGCACCCGCCCGCUCCUUCGUGCACUGUUGUCAUGGAGGAGCCAAAAUGGCGGCCCUGGCCUACAACUUGGGCAAGCGGGAGAUCAACCACUACUUCAGCGUGAGGAGCGCCAAGGCGCUGGCACUCGGCGCUGUCCUACUGCUCGCCGCCUGUCAUGCCGUCUCCCGUCGGUACCAAGGUGAUGAUAGUUGCGAUUACCUCCUCUCUAGUGGAAGAUUUCUUGGAGAGAAAGUAUGGCAGCCUCACAGUUGUAUGAUGCAUAGAUACAAACAGAGUGAAGCAAAAAAAUGCCUUGAAGAUAAACAUAUUGCAUUUAUAGGCGAUUCUAGAAUUCGUCAGCUAUUCUAUUCAUUUGUAAAACUCAUAAACCCUCAAAUUAAGGAGGAAGGAAACAAGCAUGGGAACAUCCCUUUUGAAGACCAAUCUUCUUCACUUAAAGUGGAUUUUCUGUGGUAUCCGGAAGUCAAUGGCUCUAUGAAGCAACACAUCAAGUCUUGGACUGAAGGUUCCUCUAUAAAGCCUCACAUAAUUGUAGCAGGAGCUGCUACGUGGUCUAUCAAAAUUCACAAUGGCAGCAAUGAAGCGCUCACACAGUAUAAAAUUAAUGUCACAUCAAUUGCACCCCAUCUGGAAAAACUGGCAAAGAACAGUGAAGUCUAUUGGGUCUUACAAGAUCCAGUUUAUGAAGAUAUGUUGAGUGAAAACAGGAAAAUGAUCACUAAUGAAAAAAUAGAUGCCUACAAUGAAGCAGCAAUCAGUAUCCUGAACAGCAGCUCCAAAAACUCAAAAGCUAAAGUAAAGGUUUUCAGAGCAUCUAGGCUGAUAGCAGAAGAAACUAUAAUUCAGUCCACAGAUGGUUUACAUCUUCCUGAAUCAAGCAGAGAAACAAGUGCAAUGAUUCUCAUAAACAUCCACUGCAACAAGAUUAUGAAGCCAAUUGAUGGUUCAUGCUGCCAACCUCAGCCUCCCGUAACUUUGAUACAAAAGCUAGCAUUUUGCUUUUUUUUUUUAUCUGUAAUUGGAUAUUUAAUUCUGCUUCUCAUUCGUAACAAUCACCGGAAGAACAAGCCUUGCACUGAUAUGGAAAGUGGAGAGGAGAAAAAACCUGCCUCCAAUACGUCAGCUGUCUCUACUCUAGAGAUACUCUUGCAAUCUUUUUGCAAACUUGGUUUAAUUAUGGGUUACUUUUACCUGUGUGACAGAGCAAAUCUGUUCAUGAAAGAAAACAAGUUUUAUACUCACUCAUCGUUCUUCAUACCAAUAAUUUACAUCCUGGUAUUAGGAGUAUUUUAUACCGAAAAUACAAAAGAGACUAAGGUGUUAAAUAGAGAGCAGACAGAUGAAUGGAAAGGCUGGAUGCAGCUUGUCAUUUUGAUCUAUCAUAUCUCUGGAGCAAGUACUUUUCUGCCGGUGUACAUGCACAUUCGUGUGUUGGUUGCUGCAUAUCUGUUCCAAACAGGUUAUGGGCAUUUUUCAUACUUCUGGAUUAAAGGAGACUUUGGCAUUUAUAGAGUGUGUCAGGUUUUAUUUCGGCUGAACUUCCUGGUUGUGGUACUGUGCAUAGUGAUGGAUCGGUCUUACCAGUUCUAUUACUUCGUUCCUCUAGUCACUGUCUGGUUUAUGAUCAUAUAUCUUACAUUAGUUUUGUGGCCUCAGAUAGUCCAGAAGAAAGCCAAUGGAAAUUGCUUCUGGCAUUUUGGUUUACUGCUGAAACUAGUUUUCCUGUUCAUCUGUAUAUGUUUUCUAGCAUAUUCUCAGGGUAUAUUUGAGAAGAUUUUUUCUACUUGGCCAUUGUCCAAGUGUUUCGAACUAAAUGGGAGUGUCUAUGAAUGGUGGUUUAGGUGGAAAUUAGAUCGAUACGUCGUUUUUCAUGGAAUGUUGUUUGCUUUUAUUUAUCUAACGUUUCAGAAAUGGCAGGUCCUCUCAGAAGGAAAAGGAGAGCCGCUCUUCCCCAACAAAUUUUCAAAUAUUUUAUUAUUUAUUUCAGUAGUUUCUUUUUUGACAUACUCUAUCUGGGCAAGUAGCUGUAAAAACAAAACUGAGUGCAAUGAAAUGCAUCCUUCUGUUUCAGUUGUGCAGAUUUUAGCUUUUGUCCUUAUCAGGAAUAUACCUGGCUAUGCUCGUUCUGUAUAUAGUUCAUUUUUUGCCUGGUUUGGCAGAAUUUCUCUUGAGCUUUUCAUCUGUCAGUACCACAUUUGGCUAGCAGCAGAUACCAAGGGGAUCUUGGUCCUCAUUCCAGGAAAUCCCAUGCUCAACAUUAUUGUCAGCACUUUUAUAUUUGUUUGUGUGGCACAUGAAAUUUCUCAGAUCACAAAUGAUCUUGCACAGAUUGUUGUUCCAAAAGAUAAUGCAAUGCUACUGAAAAGGUUGCUGUGUGUAGGUGGGUUUUUUUCUGGACUUCUCUUUUUAUCAUCGGUUCAAGAACAAUCAAAGCGUUAAAUUCCAAUAAAUCCUUCAGGCUUACUUUGUGUCUGCCUGAGCCAAAAUACAUAAUAAAAUAAACUGGAAUUACAAAAAAAACCCAAAAACUUUUAUGCAUCUGGGCAGCGCAAGAAAGAUACUGGAGUGAAUUCAACUUGAGCAUAUGUGGUGGAAAAUCAUUGUUUUGCACGGGGAUAUCCACCCACUAAAGAAAACAAAUGCGCUGUACACAACUGCGGGGGGGGGGGGGGGAAUACAUAUUUUCUACUGGAGCAUUAUUUCUGUUUACAUCUUUCUAAAGGUAAGAUAAAAAGUGAGUUUAGCUCAACAGAGGCAUUUAGAGACUGAUGCAUCAACUUUAAAUUGAGGCAUUAUCAAUCCGUUAAUAAUUACUAGCAUACUGAAGUUGAUGUAUUCAUGUUUCAAGGAGCUGCUUUUAUUGAAAGGAGUAAAAUAACCUCUUUAAAGACAGUUAUGUUCUUGUAAUCCCACAGCUAACUUACAGAGGUCCAUUUAUUGUAUGGACUGCACCAUAAUAAAUAACUUAAAGACUGUGACCUGUCUUUAAAGAAUCCAGCAUUGCUGUGUGAUCAAAUUUUUCUUACAGUAAUUGGAAGGUUUCUGAAUUUAAAAAGCUAGUAAUUUAUUUUGCUGAUUACUAUUUUGGAUAUCGCUAAUACAUAUCUAGGAAACCCUUAAUCACUGGUGUGUGUGCGUGUAAAUUAUCACAUUCAUAUAUUCUUAAUAUCCAUGUUUACAAACUAUAUAGCAUACCAUUUCAAUGAAGGUAAUUUCAGUAAUUUUAAAAAAAGUUUCAGAAAUGACAUUUAGGUGGAAUUUUUGAGUAGUCUUAUUUUGGUUUUGCAUAAAAUGAUGUUUUUUCACCAUUUCUUUUCAGAUUAUGUAAUAAGCUCUUUAUAUCAUGCAAUAUUAGGAUCAAAAGUUCACCGAUCACAAAAAAGACCCCUGCCAUUUUUCCUAUCAAUUUUCCCUUUUUUCUCUUGGCAUACCACUCUUUUCUAUAGGAUGUGAAUAAUGAGGCAGCUAGAAUACAGUUCAACUCUGCUCCUCUUUAUGCCACUGAAAGUAACUCCAUAGGAAAUGCAGACUUGUAUAACAUACAUGCUUCAGUAAAGAGGUCAGGUACUUGGCUAUGGUUAUCUGAAGCUUGUGUAACAAUUACUGUUUUUGUUUGGCAGAAAGGUUUUUUUAAUCUCAAAACUCAUAUCAGACUGCAUGAGAAGAGAGAAGAAAAAUGAGCCACAGUGUAGGACCUCAAAAGUGUUUUACCAAUCACAGUUUAAAAAGGCUGAAAAUGCAUUAUGUUAACGUCACCAUAGUUUAAAAAUAUCCACAAUCCUAUAAAAAUGUGUGAUUUUCUAUGCUUGAUCAAUCAAUUUUUAAAGUGUCUUUAAAUUCUAAAAUGAUAAAUCAUGUUCCUUUGGAUAACUUUAAUAUCUAGUUUUAUUUUCAGUCUAACUUUUCUCUUUACAAUCUUAAGCAUGCUGUGCAGAUGUAAAAAAUACAGCAGUUCAGAUUGAAGGAGAUAGAAUGCAACUUAAAUACUUCCAAUUAAAUGGAAUUCACAAAUUCUUUGUCCUGCUGAAUUUAUAAUUCUGGCCUUUUUGGGGUGGAUGCAGGGUAAGUUGUCAUAGUAGAGAGUACAAAUCGAGACAACAUCCUAACAUCUGUUUGAAACACCUGGGUCUUGAUACCCAUAUUCAAAUUACAUGCUGACUUUCCUUUUUAGAAGUUGGCCCCUCCAAGUGCUCUUCGAGCAGGACCAAUUUCAAGAUGCAAUCUGUGGAUUGGCACAUAGUUUAUUUGUGGGGAAAUAGUGUGCAUACAUCAUUGGUAUUCUUCCCCUUUAAAGGGCUCUUCAUUCUCCAUUGAUGGAGAUUUAAAGAGCAUUUUAGGUUGCUCGGGAAGAGUAGCUUUUCUGAAGAAACUUCUGGCACAUGCUCAUUUCAACCCUGGCAUUGAGCAUCAGCAGUUUGUCCCUGUUAUGUUGGUACGUUACAUAAGGUUUUAGCACUUGAAGAAUGAAGUAUUGUUUUCUAUGCAUAUGUGCAAUUGUAUGUAAUGAUAAACAAUAUGACUUUUAAUUUAUGGAAAGUGAGUUUUGAUGUAUACUUUGACAGUGGGAACUUUGGAAUCCUGUCAUAGAAGGUCAUAUAUUGAAGUAUAAUUGUGGGGGGAAAUUCCGCUAAAGAAUGAUGGAUCCCAAAUUGCUUUCAUUUAAUGCUUAACUUGAACCAUCUUGCUCAGUAUGUUAACAAACUACAGUGUGCAAGUUCUGUAUUUUCUGUUACCUGUUUAUUUCCAAUUGUGUCAAAAGUUGUACUUUUCCACUAAGAAUAGGUGCAUUUGAUUUGUUUCAUUUCCAUUUAGCUAAGCACGAUAGUAAUGGCUGGCAAGUCAUGGGCUGCAUGUACAAAUAACAUUCAUAAUAUUAAGCGGCAAGAGACCUUUUGUUAGGGGUGGGAGUUUUGGUUAUGUUUAUAAACCAAGUGUUGUAGAUAUUUUAUUUAUCGGUUGUACAGUUUUGGUUAAAGAUUAUUUUUAUGUUUGAAAUAUUGCACUUGUUUGCUAUUACUGUAUGUGGGAUAAAAUAUAUUUUCUUUUAAAGUUAUGUGACAAAUAUGAAGUAAUUUAAACAUUAAAAUAAAUGUGCUGUAGAUGCUUAUUUUUCUACUGGAAGGAGCAACAAUUAAGCAGAAGAAUGUGUGUGUGUGUGGGUGUGAGUGUGUUUUAAACAGUUCAAAAAUCUACUGAAGUGCUUGGUUUAUUUGAAUAUUGUCUAAAAAUACAGAGGCAGUAUUCUUUUCAACAGUUCCACUAACAUAAAUUAUGCUGCAGUAGAUAGAGUAAACGGCCUCUAGUACAACACCAAUAGCAUUUGCUGGAGGAAAGUGUUGCUGUUGUUCUAGAGGUUGUGUACACUAAUGCAACAUAAUUUACCGUAGAUAUAGUGUCGAAUAGAAUACUGUCCCCUGUAUUCUAAUAUGAGAGGAUACUGAAUAUUGCAAACACAAGGGUUAUGCAAAAUAUUGUAAAGAAUUUUUGGAAAUUGAGCCUACAGUCUCUGCCAGUAGCUCAGCUUUUUCCUGUCUAACUUUGAAUGGCAAUGUACCUACAGAAUCCAGGAUUGUUUAACUUAUAUAAAGUUGUUAAUAAGUCUGAUAAAAAAAAUGUGUUUUAGAAAUACAUAUAAUACCCUGUGUUGCAAUAAUAUGGUGGGACUGGACUUCACAAAUGGCAGUAGAAAAUAAUGCUUGGCCUCAAGGCCUGCCGGAACUUGUGGACCCAUGGUUAAAAGUCUUGCCAUUUGGUACACUUGUUUCUGGCACAAAACAAAUAUAUAACUCUAAUCAGUUUAGCUUCUCUGAUGCCCAUUUCUUAACAUAACAAAGCUGAUGUAAAAAGCAGAUUAGGCACUGUUCAAUGAUUAUCUUCCAAUAAAAUGCCUUCCAUCAAAA
Molecule: messenger RNA, 5964 nt
Organism: Elgaria multicarinata webbii
Lineage: Eukaryota; Metazoa; Chordata; Lepidosauria; Squamata; Anguidae
Gene: CASD1
Product: CAS1 domain containing 1
Exons: 18
Coding region: 110-2503 (797 amino acids)
Cellular component (GO): Golgi membrane
Molecular function (GO): N-acetylneuraminate 9-O-acetyltransferase activity
Source: RefSeq, a predicted model, not a curated record